This is a messenger RNA of Haemorhous mexicanus (house finch), 2571 nucleotides long. RefSeq names its product CD86 molecule (gene CD86). Gene Ontology annotation, cellular component: external side of plasma membrane. Bases 1291 to 2325 code for a protein of 344 amino acids. The record is from RefSeq and is a predicted model, not a curated record. NCBI's taxonomy places the organism in Eukaryota, Metazoa, Chordata, Aves, Passeriformes, Fringillidae. Gene Ontology annotation, biological process: T cell costimulation; immune response; negative regulation of T cell proliferation. The transcript is spliced from 6 exons.
AUGGUUUCUUCUCCUUUCAGUGAUUGCACUGCAGAGGUAGUAAAUAAAAAGUUGAGUGUGACCUCUGACUGCAUACUGACAUAAUUUCAAUUAAUAUGCUUCUCCAUUUUCAUCUCUGACAUCCACACGUGAUUUGUAAUUGUGAGUCAUGGAGACAUCUCCAGGAAUGGCUGAAAAAGCUCCAAAAGGGAUGAAAGACAUGCCAUAUAUGCUAGCUUUAUUUAGCAAGGGAAAAUAUUUACCUCCCCAUGGACUGACCUCACAUUAUUCAGGAUGUCAGAGAUAAUUUUAAAGCCCUGGGUCUUCAAACCAUUCCCAUCUCAUCAGUUAUCCAUGAAAAAGUGCCACUUCCACAGAUGGAUGCACUCAACCCGUGAACAGCAAAACUGUACAUCCACACACGGACCCACAAUGUCUAUCUUUCCUCUCUUACCUGGCCACCUUUGACUCCUGCUCAGCUCUGGGACUGAAGACUUUCAAUGGCCUGCAAAUAUAAGAGAGAAUUGAGCACAGAAUUUGUAUUGAAUAUGCCAUAGGAAUGGUGUAAGUAGCCCACAGUGGUACUGCGGAAUUCCCCUUCCUCCCUUCAGUCUUCAGGACACUGGUUCCAAGGAUUUGCAUUUGUUGGUAAACGCAUUUUAUAAAAAAGGGGAAGUAAAGCUCCUUGCAGCACUGAAGUUGUAGCAGCCUAAUUAAUGAUUCAGCAAUUCUCUGUAAAGCAGCUCCCAUGAGAGAAGCAUCAAUUCCCCUCUGCAGGGAAGGUAGGUGUACACCCCUCUGCAGACUCACAGGAUAUUCUUCAUGCCAGCUCCCCCAGCAACAUGCCUUCUCCUGGGAGGUGGCAGCCAGGAAUACAUGCAGGAACUUUGAGGACUUCUGUCCUUACAGCUCCAAAUCCAAACCAUAAAGAAAGGCAUACAGUGCUACUUGGUAUUUUUGCCUGGGUUUUUUCUCUCUCACUCUCAUUUUCAGUUCUGGUUUUGCUCUUUGCUUCUGUGAGACAGUCAUAGCAAAACAUGCAGAACACUCUCUCCACUUAUGUCAGUAGUUGCUGAAUUGCUUUAAUUUCUCCUCUUACACACCUGCACUGAAUAAAAAAAAAUAGAGCUAUCCUUUAUCUUUCACUUGACUGAAAGCUAAAAUUCUUAUUUAUAGGAUGGAAAUAUGACUGCUGCAAAGUAGUCAUUUUCAGUGGCUUGGCGCAGGCAUUUUUACUUAGGCAGUCAGUUGUCUGGUUUAGUUCAGUGGGGCCCAGCCUGGGAGGGGAAAAUCUCUUGAUAAAAGUUUACCAUGCAGUUGGGUGGCUGGAGCAGAAAAAGAAUGAUCUCUGUCUAUGACAAUGGAUUCUGCAUGAGCCCUCCCUCCCCUCCUGCCUCUUUUGCUCUGACAGGUGGAUCAAAAGAAAGUUAUCUAUAUCCUCCAAGCCAUGUGGACUUCUUUCUCCCCUUUCCUAAGAAAAGUGUCAUGGAGGUCUGCAUAUUCUUCCUUUCUGCCAUGAUAUUUCUCCCAGGUAUUGCUGCCAGUGUGCAUCCGGUGAAGGCAUUUCUCCAUCACACUGUACACCUAUCCUGCUAUUUUCCAAACUCUCAGAAAAUUGACAUGACAAAUUUAAUAAUCUUUUGGCAAAAAGACACUAAAGUGUUGCACGAAGUAUAUUAUGGCCAAGAAAAGCAUGAUAACCUUAGUCCUGAAUAUAUAAAUCGCACCAAGGUGGACAUGGGCAAAUGGACCUUGCAGUUGUUAAAUGCAGGAGUUGAGGACGAGGGACGCUAUCAGUGUAUUAUUAUGCAGAAAAAAACUGAACAACCAGCACAGGUCAUACACCACUCUGAGUGCUCACUGCACAUCAUUGCCAACUAUAGUCAACCUGAGAUAGCAGAACUGCACUCCGGGGAACCAAAGCCCAGUGGAUACUUGAACCUCACCUGUUCUUCCAGUGGAGGUUAUCCAGAGCCCAAGGAGAUGACUUGGCUGAUUUCACGUGAUAACAUAACACACAGCAAUACAGCUCACAUGGAUGUCUCACAGGAUGCUGUGACAAAGCUGUAUAAUGUUACCAGCAAGCUGAAUAUCCCAGUUCCUACAGGGAGCCCCACUAAUAUCAGCUGCUUGCUUCGCCUUAGGGAGCAGCUGGGAAGCCUUGUCUCAGUCCCACUGGGCAUAGAGAUACAAGAGAAAGAAAUGGAGCAAGCAAAGAUAGAUUUCUUUGGCCCACUUAUAGCUGUGGUUGUACUGAUCAUUUCUGCACUUCUUCUGGGUUUUGUGAUAUUAAAGAAGAAAAGAAAUGUCUUGUCUACCAACCAGAGUGUCAGUCUAGCAGUCUAGAAGCUGUCCAACUUGAAACUGAGGCCAUCAGCCAGACUGCUGACUGGGAACCACCUCUGCACCCAGAAAGGCAUGAGGUGCCGUGUUUUUAGAGGUCCUGCCAGCACAAGAAUCCUCCCCAGAAGCCCUACAGAACAACACGCAACACUUUUGUGUGAUGGCUGAAACCUCCUGCCCAGUGUUCUCUGCUUUUAUUGCUGCUCCAGAAUGGUAGUAAAUGGUAGUAAAUAUGAUGCUCUGCCUGUC